This is a messenger RNA of Chinchilla lanigera (long-tailed chinchilla), 902 nucleotides long. RefSeq names its product tumor protein D52-like 2 (gene Tpd52l2). The record is from RefSeq and is a predicted model, not a curated record. Gene Ontology annotation, cellular component: cytoplasm. The coding region runs from base 123 to 812 and encodes 229 amino acids. Gene Ontology annotation, biological process: carbohydrate metabolic process. The transcript has 9 exons. Lineage: Eukaryota; Metazoa; Chordata; Mammalia; Rodentia; Chinchillidae.
CGGCGGCCGGGCAGUUCCGGUGGCUGAGUGCUCUGCAGGCGGCUCCGGUGCCGUCUGUGUGCUUCGUGUAGCUCCCUGUAGCCCGGUCCCGACGCCGGCUGCGACCGGGCCGCCGACCGAACAUGGACUCCGCCGGCCAAGAUAUCAACCUGAAUUCUCCUAACAAAGGUCAGCUGCCUGACUUCAUGACUGAUGUCCCUGUUGACCCAGGUGUGGCUGCCCAGACUCCUGCUGUUGAGGGUCUGACGGAGGCGGAAGAGGAAGAGCUCAGGACUGAGCUUGCCAAGGUAGAAGAAGAAAUUAUCACCCUGCGCCAGGUCCUGGCAGCCAAGGAGAGGCACUGUGGAGAGCUGAAAAGGAGGCUGGGCCUGUCUGCCUUGGGGGAGCUGAAGCAGAACCUGUCUAAGAGCUGGCAUGAUGUGCAGGUCUCUAACGCCUAUGUGAAAACUUCUGAGAAACUUGGAGAGUGGAAUGAGAAGGUGACCCAGUCUGACCUCUACAAGAAGACCCAGGAAACUCUCUCUCAGGCAGGACAGAAGACAUCUGCUGCCUUGUCCACCAUGGGCUCUGCCAUCAGCAGGAAGCUUGGAGACAUGAGGGCUCAUCCAUUCUCACACUCCUUUAGCAGCUACUCCAUCCGCCACUCAAUAAGUAUGCCAGCCAUGAGGAACUCUGCCACCUUCAAGUCAUUUGAAGACCGAGUGGGGACCAUAAAGUCUAAGGUUGUAGGUGGCAGAGAGAAUGGCAGUGAUAGCCUACCUUCCCCAGUGGGGAGUGCCGACCCGCCCCUGCCAGAUCAUGCACCUUUCUAAGCCUGUGAUAGUGUCGCCAAGCCGCGGAACAGGUGCAAGCACAUCCUCAUCAUCACAACUGCAACUCUGCGCAAUGGAGCCACCAGCACA